AUGGCCAACAAUCAUUGGGGCCCUACACCAUGGGCGGGUUCCGUGGCAAUGUCAAGGAUGAACCAGAGGUUUUCCGAGAAUGACAAUACGGAUAAUAAAUACUCAACGUCAGCACCAAUCUUCAAUGACUUUCAUGCCCCUGAAAAUCUUACCUUCGAAGGGCGGCAAGCAAGGAUUAUACGUUUCGGGGCAUGGAACUUACCAGACCAUGUUGACGAUCAAAGGGGAUACCCCGCUAAUCAUCUUGAGGCUGAAUUUCAGAUAGCAGGAACUCAAAACCCGGACAGGGUUCCCGAAGCCUAUACCGGAAGGUCCACGGAAGAGCAAAUGCUCGACGGAGCUUUUAUGUCGGAAGUAUGCAUUGAUUUGAAUGAAGAAUGCGUAGCGGAAGACCUCCCAGCUAGCGUGGCUCUUUUCCAUCACCAACAGGUUCUUACGGAUGGGAGACGAGAGAAUAGGGAUUUCAUAAGAUACACCGAUCUUUUUACGUCCGAUGGCUGGUUGCAAUUGUUUUCACAACGUUACUGGGUGUUUUUCUUGGGAGAUUUCCAGGAACACAGCUUACCCUACCCAGCCCCAAUUCCCACACUGCCUAUCUUUGUACGAAUAUCAGUAGCAGAUGAAAGCGGAGCCUAUGUCCCGGGGCCUAGGAUAAAUCAUGACCUUGUGCUUAGCUUGGCAGGAAUGACAGCUCUGAAUUUGCUUCUUGCUCCACUAAACAAGAAUGCUGCAGAUCCUCCAGAAUUGAUUGUCAACACCUGGUGGUCGGAGCAAGUGGAUCCCAUGAUGCGUACUGUGCGCCCGCUUCAGGGUCCCACCUAUGGACCGCGAACUGACAUUUACUUUGGGCGUUUCCCCGCAACCAUGCUACCGCGAGACGUGCUUGGGCAAAAAACGGAACAUCUGCCAGCCCUGGAGCCAGAAAUCCCAUUUUUACCGAUUAAUAAUAAUCGCCACUGGUGGUGCAUUAUCAUCGACUCAUAUACGGCGCAUGUCUAUCAACAUGAAUCCGUCGCUCCUGGGGGCUUGAGUGGGCCUGUCACGGCUCGAUUUAUCCAUAAUAUCAACAGGAUACUCAGAGAUCUCCCACCAGAACGGACAGCAGCCCUUAUACAAAGGAGGGCUUUAAAACCUCACACAGAUAAACCAGAUGUAUUGGCAUGGGAAACUACUCAGCGUCAAACUAUACCAUACUUCAGGGCUUAUCAUAUACAAUCCUUACGUGCCGUAACCCACGUAGUUACCAGGCGUCAGAGUAGAAACGGUGCCGAUUGUGGACUUUUUGUAAUAACUUACAUGAGGAAUUUCAUUAAUAGCCUUUCGGAAGGUGUUGUAGGCGCUGAAAAACGCGAUCUUAACGCCCCACCCUUUAACGUCGCUGCAGCACGUAGAAGGAUACACACAACUCUCAAUAUUCAUAGGGAACUACCUCCUCUGAACAACGAAGACUCCCUGGACUCUAUAGGACAACAGUUAGCCAGGCAUCCGGAGGAUUUUCAGCGAGCCCUGUGGCAUCUAGAAAAUGCCGGUGCAAUUCUUAUUUGCUACACAAACACUGAGACUAGAGUACGGAACAAUCCUGAAGGUGGUGCCGAGGUUUUUCAGUUACCGGAUUGCGUACCUCGGGUGGAUUCAAGUGGAAGGGUAACUUGUAAUUGCGGGUUUAGAGUUAUUCCUGUGCCAGAAGAUCAUAAGGUUAUACUCCACAGUACAAAAAUGCAGGAUCUGGCCGAUGUUGCUGCAUGGGAGGAGUCAGAGCUUGGAAAGAUCUCUGCAGCUGAUAUCGCACAAGCCAGGGUGGAUAUAUUGGCAACUAUCACGUUUGCAGAAGGGACGCCAGAGUAUACGGCGGCAUUGGGGGCCGGCGCUUUGCGGAAAAAGGCUUUGGAAACUCAAGUUCUUGCACGUGCCUUGCCAAGACUUCUUGUGGGAAGAAAUUCAAGAGGACCACGGCUUGGAUGUAGAGGUGGAUUUGUGAUGAGUAACCAUACUCCAGCAAUGGCAGCUGAGGACAAUAACUUGAAGGCUUGUGGAUACAGGAUGGAAAACCCAAACCAAACUAACGUUUUGGGGCCAAUUCCACACCGGAAGCCUUAUCCAUUGUGUGUCAACGAGGGUCUUUGGGCCUGGGUUUCUAGGGCAAUAACAGGAGCAGACACACAGACAAAAAGUACUGGGGAUUUUUUACAAAGAAGCAGGAUAAGAGCCAGAAGGCUAUGUGACACUAAGGGUGGAAUAGUGGUAUCCAGAGAAGCACACCAGGAUGCCCCUACAGAUCACUACCAAAUCCCUGUUAUCGCUGAAAACAGAGGAUUCUGGGAGCACGCAGGAAUCUCCACAGCAGCAACACAAGCUGAAGCCCUGGCACGCAAUUUAAGACGAGAGGCGCAGGAGGCUGGUUUUGCCUAUUAUGCACCCUACAACGAUACUUACGAUUCAUUUGACGAAACCUUACCACUCACGUCUGGCAUUCUACCACGCAAAGUGCGACGAACCCGUAAUGUUGAACGAAAUAAACGAAAACUUUAUGAGCACUCGGACUCUGAAUAUGAUACUGAUGGAGCCUUCGAUCCAACCGGCCAGUGCCGUAACAGAAAAAGAUUUAGGCAAUCUGCACUUCCACAAAAUGUGCUGUCCUACGUGAGCGUUGGUCCGAAGGUUCUUGAACGCUCACUUCCAGUAGCACCUUGUUCCCAAGCUCUCGACUGGUAUAUAAAUACUCAUCAGACCAGAGUAAGGACAGAAAAUCUCUCAAAGAAACAGCAAAUGCCUCAGGGGCGCACGCAAAUUAGCGUUUUAAUCAAACAUACAAACGGGGCUGGAGGCAAAGAUCUGAGCUUUCGUUCUGGUACUCUCCCAAAACAUAUCCUGUUGGAGGGUUUUCAGAAUCUUGUUAGAUAUCUUAAGGAACCUCCCCAUGACUUGACCGAGCCAGGGGGAGUACCGAAUGUGGUUCCCCAGAUGGGUGAAACAGAUGAGUUGGAGUAUAUGACAACGACGGGUAUUGCACCUCUGGAUUCUGAGGUAGACUUUGUGGCUUUCUGUGAAAAUCUAGACGCCACUUGGAAUGCAGAUCAUAACUCUACAAGUAUGAUUCAAGUAUCAAGGUGGCCGACCUACUGUAUGAACGCGGUUGACUUCACCUUUACCCAUGGUGGCGUCGAUCAUCCCAUCCCACGGAAUAUGCUGGAUACGUUGGGAGGUGUCGAAUCGGGAAUUCAAGCUUAUAUAUCCCAAUUUAUAGGUCCCCAAUUUGAGUUUACAUUAGAUUACAGGCAAAUGAUGGGCGGUGUAUACGAGCAGCCACAAACCUACUGGGGAAUCCAUGAACCGAUAGUAAAUGGUAUUAGGAUCAUAGAUCCUGCUCAAAGAUUACUGGUAAACAUUACUCUCAAUAUCAGGGCGCUUAACACCAUAAUACUCCACGAGGAGGUGAACUCAUUUGGUGGGCUAACCACUCUUCAUAUUGCCGCAUUGGAAACCAUCAAUGUUUACUUGACUACCCAUUUCACUCAAUUGGAGAAGUUUAAACGAUUCUGCGCCAGUAGAAGCCGUCGAUUGGAGUUUGAGAAUCCCCAACUCUGUUACAACACCGGUCUUGUUCCAGGCGUCUUCGUCUGGACCCCCCUCAACACUCAGGAAUUAUGGGACGCGUUUCUCCUGACAGUUAUCGAUGGGGCUCCAUUUGAAAUGGCUUUUAGAAGACCGAUUUUCUGUACAGGGCACAUCGCCCCCACGGAUACAUUUGGUGGUACCAUACGUUUUCGCUUUGGGCAGCACAGUGUAGGGCCAGAUGUAAUGAUACCAGGGGCAGUUCAUAUCCUUAGAACCGAUAUUAUCAAUAUCCCCGCCAUAGCUCUAGGUAAUGUUCUUAUUACGCACGCAGCUACUCGUGCCCCAUACUCUCAUGUCAUAUGUGAUGGAUCCUUGCCGACACCUCGUGAAAAUACGUUUUCGUACGUCCCACCAGGUAUGGCCGGGAUACUUCUGCUAUUACGAGCGUCACUGGUGAGAGGAGAUUUUGUACUUACGAGAAUUGUGAUCUAUGGAUGGAUGGCUGGUUCAGCAGCAGAGGCUGCUCUGAGGGUAGCGGCGGAUGCGGCUAGAGUCGUCCGAGACGCUGUACGGGCUGUUGACGAUGCAGCACACCCAAAUAAUCCACCCAGAGACGCCCGCUGGGUGCAGAGACAACAGCAGCUGGUAGAUGAGUAUAAUAAGAAAAAUAUGCCAGUACCGGUACCGGCACCGGCGCCGCCAUAG
This is a messenger RNA of Morchella sextelata, 4260 nucleotides long. RefSeq lists its product as uncharacterized. The record is from RefSeq and is a predicted model, not a curated record. Gene Ontology annotation, biological process: proteolysis. Gene Ontology annotation, molecular function: cysteine-type peptidase activity. Bases 1 to 4260 code for a protein of 1419 amino acids. NCBI's taxonomy places the organism in Eukaryota, Fungi, Ascomycota, Pezizomycetes, Pezizales, Morchellaceae. The transcript has 7 exons.